GGCGGGGCUGUAGAAGGGCGCGCUUCUUGCUCAUUGGCUGACGGGUCGGCGCGCUCCGAUUUCCGCUGAGCGCGGGCGGAGACCACAACCAUGGAAGGAGCUAGCUCCGGCUUUCAGAAGGAGCUGGUGAGCAGACUGCUGCACCUGCACUUCAGGGACAGCAAGACCAGAGGUGCGGGGUGCCCGUUGGAGGGUGGGGAAGGGGUGGGAUGCAGGGAACUGCCCCUUACCCUGUUCUUCCUCCUGGCAGUCAGCGGGGAUGCCCUGCAGCUCAUGGCAGAGCUGCUGAGGAUCUUUGUCACAGAAGCCGCUGUCCGCGGGAUCCGGCAGGCCCAGGCAGAGGACGCCGCCCUUGUCGAUGUGGACCAGCUGGAGAAGGUCCUCCCACAGCUGCUCCUGGACUUCUAGGGGCUUCCUCUGAGCUACGUGGCCUGAAGGGCGUGGUGCACACUGCCACCUGAGUGUGGAGUUUUCCGGCCUUAGAUGCUGCCAGGACCCCAGCAACUACCAAGCUCCUGGUGUCCUCUGCUUGCCGCUCAGGGAAUGGAGGACGAGGGCCUUGUCUGCCUCUGGCCACAGCUAGCUCAGGUGGCCACAGUGUUUUAUAAAUAAACCAGCUGAUGGCAGCACUGCUUUCUUGCCACCUAA
Molecule: messenger RNA, 648 nt
Organism: Dipodomys spectabilis (banner-tailed kangaroo rat)
Lineage: Eukaryota; Metazoa; Chordata; Mammalia; Rodentia; Heteromyidae
Gene: Cenpx
Product: centromere protein X
Exons: 4
Coding region: 91-408 (105 amino acids)
Biological process (GO): kinetochore assembly; replication fork processing; resolution of meiotic recombination intermediates
Cellular component (GO): FANCM-MHF complex; Fanconi anaemia nuclear complex
Source: RefSeq, a predicted model, not a curated record